AUGGCCUCUCCAACUCCACCAAAGACCCUCCACACCACAACCUACGCCGCCAUCUCCCCCCUCCUCCCCUCUCUCUCCUCCUCCGGCAAAAACAUCCUCAUCACAGGCGGCGGCUCCGGAAUCGGCGCCGAAAUCGCCAAAGCCUUCGCCCUCUCCGGAGCCGCCAGUAUCGCCCUACUAGGCCGCACGGCCGCCAGCCUCGAACGGACAGCCCACGAGAUCUCGUCCACGUACCCCAAAACCACAGUCACCGCCUACGUGGCUAACAUCACCGACCUCCCAGCUCUGGAGUCCAGCAUCGCCGCGCACACCCGGGUCUAUGGCCCCUUCCACGUCCUCGUCGCAAACGCGGGUUACCUCCCCGCCGUUUCAUCCCUGCUCACCACCCCACCAGACGACUGGUUCCAAGGUUUCGAAGUCAACGUGAAAGGGAAUUUCAACCUCGUCCGCGCUUUCCUGCCCCAUGCGACGCGCAAUGCAGUGGUUCUGAGCACCUCCACCGUCGUCGCGCACCUGCCCUACGUCCCCGGUAUGUCAAGCUACGCGGCAUCGAAACUGGCAGCGGGCAAGGUAUUCGAGUAUCUCCACCACGAACAUCCAGAACUAUUCGUAUUGAGCGUGCAUCCGGGUAUGAUUCGGACGGGAAUGGCGGAUAAAGCGUUGGCGGAUGGGGUGGUGGUCACAGUUCCUUAUGACGACGUGAGUCUCCCGGCUUCGUUUAUGGUGUGGGCCGCGAGUGGGGAGGCGAAAUUUUUGAACGGCAAGUCGGUGUGGGCGGCUUGGGAUGUGGAGGAGCUCAAGGCUGAGGCUGAGGCGAUUCGUGGGUCGGAGAGGUUCACGUUGGGAUUGGUGGGAGGAGAGUGGUGA
Zymoseptoria tritici IPO323 is the source of this 867-nucleotide messenger RNA. RefSeq lists its product as uncharacterized. Gene Ontology annotation, molecular function: oxidoreductase activity. NCBI's taxonomy places the organism in Eukaryota, Fungi, Ascomycota, Dothideomycetes, Mycosphaerellales, Mycosphaerellaceae. The transcript is spliced from 2 exons. The record is from RefSeq and is a predicted model, not a curated record. The coding region runs from base 1 to 867 and encodes 288 amino acids. Gene Ontology annotation, cellular component: cytosol.